Molecule: messenger RNA, 1513 nt
Organism: Temnothorax curvispinosus
Lineage: Eukaryota; Metazoa; Arthropoda; Insecta; Hymenoptera; Formicidae
Exons: 9
Coding region: 239-1420 (393 amino acids)
Biological process (GO): sensory perception of smell; detection of chemical stimulus involved in sensory perception of smell
Cellular component (GO): plasma membrane
Molecular function (GO): olfactory receptor activity; odorant binding
Source: RefSeq, a predicted model, not a curated record
AAUCGAUAACAUUAAUAUUCGCAAUUUGCUGAGAAAUUGAUAGAAUUAAGGGCAUUUGGAUCUUCUGGCAAACUUUUACGCAAUCAACAUUAUAGACAUAAAUUAUGAAAUUUGCGUUGAAAUUUAUAUCAGAAAAUAUAAGAUGUGAAAUAUUCAAUCGACCAGUGAAAAGAGUAGGGGAACGCAUACUCACUGAUGUCUCCAGUCUUUGCAGUAAUACUUAGAAGCUCACAGAAAAAUGAUACAUCUAGGAGCUCGAUAUUACAGUCUCAAUAGACUUCUAUUGCUUGCUGUUGGUUUAUGGCCUUAUCAGCAAUCCAAAUUUGCUCAAUUUCAGUUUAUCUUUUUCUCUGCUACUCUGUCAGCAGGUAUUAUAUUUCAGCUGACACCAUUAAUAGUAUUAAAGUGUACUUCGGACCUUGUUACCAAAGUGUUGUCUUCUGCAUCUUUCUUUACAACGUUUAUAAUAACAUAUAACGCAUUCCGUCUUAACAUUGAAGUUGUGAAAAAGUUAUUGAUGGAGCUUCAACAUAUACUGAACGAAUUAAGGGAUAAAAACGAAAUUGCUAUUGCAGAAAAAUAUAGUUGUAUCGCUAAUCGUUACACGAUUGCGCUUGCGGCACUUGGAGUUUGUGGAAUAUUUGUUAGUAUUAUAGUUCAAUUUUGGUCGAAUUUGAUUAAUGUUGAUGUACCGAUGAAUAUAUCUCACCAACGGUCACGUCAUUUAUUUAUUAUAACAGAGUAUUUUGUCGAUCAAGAGAAGUAUUUCUAUUUGAUUUUGUUCCAUGUGUACGUAGUUUUUUCCAUCGGAGCAACUGUAAUGGUAGGAAUAGGUGCAAUGCUUAUUACGUAUUUUCAACAUACCUGUGGAAUGUUUAGAAUUGCUAGCUAUCGUAUUGAACAUGCAAUGAGUAUCGACAUUUUACAAAAUAUUACGCUAAAAAAUAAGAUUCUGAUGAUCGAGGGCAUAAUUUAUGCGGUCAACAUUCAUCGGCAAGCUAUGAAACUGUCUAAGCAUUUGUUGUACGCAUUCGAGAUACUGAUGUUUUGCUUAAUAACGUGUGGAGUGGUUUGUGUGAGCAUCAACCUAUUUCAAAUUGCAUCAUCUGAUGGAAAUAAUGUUGAGGAAUUCUUAUUUUCGUUUUUUCUUGUAUUUGCUUGUGUCACGUAUAUGUUUAUAGCCAACUAUAUCGGGCAGAUUAUAUCGGAUCAUAAUAAUCACGUAUUUUCUACUGCGUACAAUGCGCAGUGGUAUAGAGCUCCAAUACACAUACAGAAGAUGAUAUUGUUCCUGUUACAAAGACAAACCAAGGAGUUUACUUUGAGUGUUGGUAAAUUAUUUCAUGCAUCUAUGGAAUGUUUUGCUACGCUGGUUAAGACUUCGGUAUCUUACUUUACCGUCAUAUAUUCUACACGAUAACGAAGCAAGUAUGAAUUUAAUAACAGCAUGGUGAGAAUAUAGCUAAUGAAAAAGCAAUAGUAUUCAUGCUUAGAAAAUAGAAAUAUUAAUUGU